AUGGACCACCUCCGCGUCAAGCACGUCACCAACGAGCUUCGGGCAAUCUUCUCCGAGAGGGCCGAGGCCGGGGCGGCUCCCCGAGACUUUGCCCAGAUUGUUCGGAGCUUCUGCCACACCGUGGCAGUUCUCCUGAUCUGUGGCCUGGAGGGAUAUAGACAACUCAACUUCCAGGUUGCCAACAACUACCACUUGUUCCAUGAACCUGCCGACUUUGUCUACCACGCUGUCCUGUUUGCCUCGAGACGUUGGAAUUUGAGGUUGAGCACCCGUCGCGACCUUAUAAACUGGUCAAUCAAUUCCCACACCGUGUCCAACUUUGUCGCCAACCGCAUGAGAACCUACGACGUCUACUUCCGUGACCAUCCAGAGAGAGUAAAGGCGUAUGGCCGCAGGUACAGGACUGUCAGUUCAAUUCUCGACGCCAAAGUGGACGUGGAGGCCAUGGGAGAGCCAUACGAGAUAGCACCUCUCCCCCUGUCCAACGGCCGCAUCGGCUGCCUCUAUUGUAACCUCUCCAUGAGCAACAUGGACGUCCUCACCACCCACCACGAGGCAGUCCACCAGGACGACGGCAUGGUGGCCUGCACAGACUGCACCUGGACCAGCGCCGCCAAGCCGGGCGCCUUGGACCACCACCUGAAGACGGCCCACGACAUCUACCCGGCCGGUCACCCGCACUUCUUCUCCACCAGCGUAGACCACCUCUGCGCCCUGCCGAGGGAGACACUCGUGCAGCUGGUGGCCGAUGACCUGGCCGCCCUCGCUCGGCUCUGUGGCGAGCCAGUGCAGCCUCCUGCCCCCACGGCCGUGCCGGCCUCUUGGGGCGUGUUCCGCAUUGCCUUUGUUGUCUCUCAUAUCAGGGUUAAGGUCAGACUGGUUCCUGGCUGGGAGCGGGAGGUUGAGCAGGCGUGGAAUAGGCGUGUUGUUGCCAACUUCCUCCCCAGGUCCUUUUAA
Molecule: messenger RNA, 957 nt
Organism: Diaporthe batatas
Lineage: Eukaryota; Fungi; Ascomycota; Sordariomycetes; Diaporthales; Diaporthaceae
Exons: 3
Coding region: 1-957 (318 amino acids)
Source: RefSeq, a predicted model, not a curated record